CUGUGGUGAGUGUUCCCAUUAUGGCGGAGGGGCAAGCCGUGCGGAUGGACUGUCUCUCCCACUCACAUGCCUGUUUUGUGUCGUGAGGGAGGGCGUUUUUAUUUUUUAUUUUUACACAUUUACCACCCAGAGCCCAGCGCCUUCUGACCCGGACGGGAGUGGCGUUUAACGGUUCAGCCAUGGCGGAUCGCGGCGUGGAUUUGUCCGCCCUGCCAAAAGAGGUUAGGGACCAAUUGGCGGAGUUGGACCUGGAGCUGUCUGAAGGUGACAUCACACAGAAGGGCUAUGAGAAGAAGAGGGCCAAGCUGCUUGCCUCCUACAUUUCCCAGCUGCCAUAUGCAGAUCUGUCUCUCCCAGAUGUACAGUUGUCCCCAGCCCACAGUGGAGACCCCAGCCCUGAGGCCCCGGGCCCCUCCUCUGCCGCCAAACACCACAGAGCCCAUCGCAGCGGAGGAGCCAGGGACGAGCGCUACAGAUCAGACAUCCACACAGAGGCAGUACAGGCCGCGCUGGCCAAGCACAAAGAGGAAAAGAUGGCUCUGCCCAUGCCAACCAAAAGACGCUCUGCCUUUGUUCAGUCUCCUAUGGACGCCUGCACUCCUCCAGAUACGUCGUCUGCAUCUGAAGAUGAGGGCUCUCUGCGCAGAAAGGCAGCUCUGAGUGCAGCUCUGGCCCAGAGUCUGCAGAGUCCUGAUUACUGGAUCAACCGCUCAGUCCAAAGCUCUUCCACGUCGUCCUCUGCCUCCUCCACCCUCUCCCAUGGAGAGCCCAAACCCCAACCACAGCCCCCGCCCGCUGCCUCUAUGCUCGCAGAUAUACUGGCACAAACAAGAAUAGAGAACAGUGUCCCUCCAGAUGUGACAAGCUCCACUCCUCAGGACAGAGGCUCCCGAGUGGACUUGCCCCCCGCGGUCCGAGGCAUGAGUCGAGGGCAGAGUCGCUCCAGCAUGUUGGAUACUGCUGAUGGUGUGCCUGUCAGUAGCAGAGUGUCCACUAAAAUCCAGCAGCUCCUCAACACACUCAAACGUCCCAAAAGACCCCCACUCAGUGAAUUCUUCCUCGAUGAUUCAGAAGAAAUAGUUGAAGUCCCUCAGCCUGAUCCCAACACCCCAAAGCCAGAGGGGCGUCAGAUCAUUCCGGUGAAAGGAGAGCCUCUGGGAGUGGUCAGUAACUGGCCCCCUGCUCUCCAGGCUGCCCUUGCUCGUUGGGGCGCCACACAGGCAAAGAGUCCUGCUCUGACAGCCCUGGACAUCACAGGGAAACCUCUAUAUACAGUCACAUACGGCAAACUCUGGAGUCGCAGUCUAAAGCUGGCAUACACCCUGCUAAACAAACUUGGCACAAAAGCGGACCCAGUUCUGCAGCCCGGAGAUCGGGUGGCAUUAGUUUACCCAAACAGUGACCCCGGCAUGUUCUGGGUGGCUUUCUAUGGCUGCCUUUUAGCUGAGGUCAUCCCUGUGCCAAUUGAGGUGCCAUUGUCCAGACAGGAUGCAGGUAGUCAGCAGAUUGGCUUCCUGUUGGGCAGCUGUGGCGUGAGUCUAGCUCUGACGAGUGAAGUGUGUCUCAAAGGACUCCCCAAGACGCAGAAUGGAGAGAUUGUCCAGUUCAAAGGAUGGCCCAGGAUGAAAUGGGUGGUGACAGAUACAAAGUAUUUAACCAAACCCUCAAAAGACUGGCAGCCUCACAUCCCCACAGCCAACACAGACACGGCCUACAUUGAGUACAAAGCAACCAAGGAAGGGACGGUCAUGGGAGUAGCUGUUUCAAAGAUCGCCAUGUUGACUCAUUGUCAAGCACUCACCCAGGCCUGCAAUUACUGUGAAGGGGAGACACUCGUCAAUGUGUUGGACUGUAAGAAGGAUAUGGGCCUAUGGCAUGGUGUUUUGACGAGUGUCAUGAACCGAAUCCACACCAUCACAGUGCCAUAUGCGGUUAUGAAGGCCUGCCCCAUGUCCUGGGUGCAAAGGGUUCAUAUUCACAAAGCACGCGUGGCCUUGGUGAAGUGCCGGGACCUUCACUGGGCCAUGAUGGCCCAUAAGGACCAAAAAGACACAAACCUGUCCUCCAUACGGAUGCUCAUAGUUGCGGAUGGAGCCAAUCCCUGGUCUGUGUCCUCAUGUGAUGCCUUCUUGAAUGUGUUUCAAUCUCAUGGCCUGAAGCCGGAAGUCAUCUGCCCAUGUGCCACUUCGCCUGAGGCGCUCACUGUUGCCAUCCGCAGGCCUGGAGCACGUGGAGCUCCUCUCCCUGCGCGGGCCAUCCUGUCGAUGGGGGGGCUCAGUCAUGGCGUCAUUAGAGUCAACACAGAGGACAAGAACUCUGCGCUGACUGUGCAGGACGUGGGACACAUCAUGCCUGGAGCUCUCAUGUGCAUAGUGAAGCCUGAUGGGCCUCCACAGUUGUGUAAAACAGAUGAAAUUGGAGAAAUUGUGAUUAACUCUCGAGCUGGAGGCACCAUGUACUAUGGCCUGCCUGGAGUCACCAAGAAUACUUUUGAGGUGAUCCCUGUGAACCAGGCUGGGACACCAAUAGGAGAGGUGCCCUUCACUCGCACUGGGCUGUUGGGCUUCGUUGGACCUGGAAGUCUGGUGUUUGUUGUGGGAAAGACAGAAGGGCUGCUAUCGGUGAGCAAGAGACGGCACAAUGCAGAUGACCUGGUGGCCACAGCCCUGGCUGUGGAGCCUGUUAAAACGGUUUACAGGGGAAGGAUUGCGGUGUUCUCAGUGACGGUGUUCUAUGAUGAGAGGAUAGUGAUUGUAGCAGAGCAGAGACCGGAUGCCAGUGAAGAGGACAGUUUCCAGUGGAUGAGUCGAGUUUUACAGGCCAUCGACAGCAUCCAUCAGGUGGGCCUGUACUGCCUUGCACUUGUCCCUGCAAACACUCUGCCAAAGACUCCUCUAGGAGGCAUCCACAUCUGUGAGACCAAGCAGAGUUUUCUGGAUGGAAAUCUUCAUCCAUGUAACAUCCUCAUGUGUCCGCACACAUGUGUCACCAACCUGCCCAAACCCCGGCAGAAACAGCCUGUGGACGUUGGCCCCGCCUCGAUGCUUGUGGGAAAUCUCGUGGCAGGGAAGCGCAUCGCUCAGGCCACAGGUCGAGAGUUAGGCGUGUUGGACGACCAGGACCUAAUACGAAAGCACCAGUUUUUGUCAGAGGCUCUGCAGUGGAGAGCACAAGCCGACCCCGACCAUGUUCUGUAUGUGCUUCUCAAUUCUAAGGGGGUGGCAGUGUGCACAGCCACCAGUGCCCAGCUUCACAAGAGAGCAGAGAAGAUCACAGCCACUUUACUGGAGAGAGGAGGCCUUAACACAGGAGACAAUGUGGUGCUGCUGUAUCCCCCAGGUAUUGACCUGAUUGCUGCCUUUUAUGGGUGUCUGUAUGCGGGGGUCAUCCCUGUGACCGUCAGACCGCCCCAUCCACAAAACCUGGCUGCUACCCUCCCCACGGUUCGCAUGAUCAUUGAUGUGAGCAAAGCCGCGUGCAUCCUCACCACUCAGCCUCUUAUGAGGAUCCUCAGGUCGAGGGAAGCAGCCGCCAGCGUCAAUGUCAAGACGUGGCCCACCAUCAUUGAUACAGAUGAUCUUCCUAAGAAGCGCCCCCCAAGCAUCUACAAACCACCCACCGCCGAGAUGCUGGCAUACCUGGACUUCAGCGUGUCCACCACAGGGAUGCUGACUGGGGUGAAGAUGUCCCAUGCGGCGGUCAGUACUCUGUGCCGCUCUAUUAAGCUACAGUGUGAGCUCUAUUCCUCUCGCCAAAUAGCCAUCUGCCUCGACCCGUACUGCGGCUUGGGCUUCGUUUUAUGGUGCCUCUCCAGCGUUUACUCAGGUCACCAGUCCAUCCUUAUCCCUCCUCUGGAGCUGGAGAGUUCACUGCCUUUGUGGCUGAGCACUUUGAGUCAAUACAAGAUCAGAGACACAUUCUGCUCCUACUCUGUGAUGGAGCUUUGCACCAAAGGACUGGGCACACAGACAGAGAUACUGAAGACGCGGGGCGUGAACCUGUCCUGUGUGCGAAGCUGUGUAGUGAUAGCAGAAGAGCGCCCCCGUCUAGGCCUCUCUAUGUCUUUCUCAAAACUCUUCAAAGACCUGGGCCUUUCUUCUCGGGCUGUGAGCACUGCCUUUGGAUCGAGAGUCAACCUGGCCAUCUGCCUACAGGGCACUGCUGGACCUGAUCCCUCUACGGUCUAUGUAGAUAUGAAGUCACUACGACACGACAGGGUGAGACUGGUAGAACGAGGGGCGCCACAGAGUCUUCCGCUCAUGGAAUCGGGCACAAUCCUACCUGGAGUGAGGGUAAUUAUUGUGAACCCAGAGACCAGAGGCCCAUUGGGUGACUCGCAUCUAGGAGAGAUCUGGGUGAACAGUGCUCACAGUGCCAGCGGUUACUACACCAUCUACGGAGAAGAAAACCUACAGGCCGAUCACUUCAACACCAAACUCAGCUUUGGAGAUCCACUGACUGUCUGGGCCAGGACGGGAUAUUUAGGCUUCAUCAAGAGGACAGAGCUUUUGGAUGCAAGUGGAGAUCGUCAUGAUGCCUUGUUUGUGGUGGGCUCCCUUGAUGAAACAUUGGAGCUGAGAGGGCUGCGAUACCACCCCAUAGACAUUGAGACUUCAGUGUCACGAGCACAUCGCAGCAUUGCAGAGAGUGCUGUGUUUACAUGGACCAACUUGCUGGUGGUGGUGGCAGAGCUUAGCGGGUCUGAGCAAGAGGCUUUGGACUUGGUGCCUCUGGUCACUAAUGUGGUUUUGGAGGAGCACCACCUGAUUGUGGGUGUGGUGGUCAUCGUGGAUCCAGGGGUCAUUCCUAUCAACUCCAGAGGCGAGAAGCAGCGCAUGCACCUGCGAGACUCUUUCCUGGCAGACCAACUGGACCCCAUCUAUGUGGCCUACAACAUGUGAACAACCCUCGAAGAAAGACGCAGAAACCUGAGCCAGGCUCUGAGCACACACAGGGAGGAGGGUCCUGGACAGAGCGCUGCAGUGAGAGCGGGCUUCCCUCUGAAAACUGUUGCUUCCACCUGCUCCGCCUCUGCAGUCCAGGUGAUUUGGGAUGGGAGGGGCUGGCAGUACAACUGUCAGAGGAAAAGAAUCUGUCUCCAUCUGUCAUCUCUCUCAUUGCUCCCAUUUUUUUCAAGAUGUUUUAUUGCAUCUUAGAAAACUAUGAUUUCAUUCCUUGGUUUUAAGCCAAACUGUGCACCUGUUUGUUUCCUCCAUCCUUGGUUCCUCACUGGCAGGAUGUCCCAUUGCACCUGCAGAGGGAACCAGACCUAUUCCUGUUGCACUUUAAAAGUCCCUGCACCUCUGUCCCAUCCACCUGAUGAGGACACACCCCCACAUCAUCCACACAAGCUCACCCCAGCAGCCAGUGUCAUUCCAGUCAGUAUUAUCACCUGCCUAAUGCGCUCCCUCCUCAAAAGCAGGGGCACUGUGGCUUUAUCCCGCUACAAACUGGCUGCCACCCACAGAAAGUGUCCCAUACAACAUGAAGAAAAACAACUGCUGAGCUCUGAGGCAAAUCUUUCCUUUAUGUGUGAGUAGGACUUGGUCCGUUAGAUAGCUUGUAUGAUUGUAAUAGUUCAUUUUUUAAAAACAAAACAGUUUCAAGAUAAGUUGUAGUCGAUAAUGUUAAGCUGUACUAAUAGGAGUGCAGUUAAAGGCUGUGUCCGUAAUGUCUUUAAAAUGACAUAAAACUAUUUAUCCUCAACUAAAUUAGAUGAUCCAAAUUGUUCAUUACAUCCGCCAAGCUGAAUGCCUGAAUCUGAUUACAUCAGGAGAACUUACAUGCACUGUAUUUGCUCUGCCAGAAAUUAUGAAGAUGAACAUCGUCUUUGGUUUUGUUUGGUCAAAAAACUAAUUCUUGCACAAACUCUGUUAUAUAUUAGUAAAACUAUAAAAAGUAUGAAUACUUCAGACACAGCCUUGGUCAAAUAGUGGGCCAAAAGAGCAAAAGGAUAGUUAAAUUAGGAGAUCCCAAGUAUGGGUUGAUGUUAGCGCUAGUGCUACGCUGUGCUAUGCUAAAUAGCUACAUUCAUCUUUCAGCUGGAAAAAAAGUUCUAAAAAGCCCAGGAACAAGUAAAUCGGACUUCAGUUUACUAAGGGUAAUGCAUCAUAUCUUGAGCCACUAGCUUUUACAGUCUGUGCUAUUACUGUGUCGCAUCAUAUGUAGAUCACCAGAGGCAGAAUAGUGCCUUUAUGCUGCGUCUUUGCCACAUCUAGGAUUAAGGACUGUUCAAUUUAUGAAAAAAUAAAGGAAACUCCACAGACUUUUGCCUUACUAAACCUGUGGAGCUCCAUCUCUUUACAUAUCUGGCUGUAACAUUUGUGCAACUAUACAAAGCCAGCCUUUCCAAAUCACAAUGUUUUUAAAGGGGGAGCAGGGAGUGUGUCGUUUCAUUUUAGCGCGCCUUGGAUCAUUUCAUUAUUGCAUUUUAAAUCUUGUUGAAUGUCUGUAACACUGAAGAAUAAUAAUUGCAUUUGAAAAUGAACAACAAUCAGAGCUGCCUGUAUGAGAAAAUGGCAGAAAAAGUUGUCAGUAAAAACCUUAAAGGGGCCUAGGAUGAGGGUAAAGGAUGUCAACUGUAUACUGUAUCUUAGGUCAAAAACUGUAUUAUUGGUGUUAAUGUGUACAUGGGAAAGUGUCUAUGAUAAACUUGACUGAUAGUUUCAUACUUGACAGCAUUUAUUUCUACAUUGUUAGUUUUUAUGUUUAACUCAUUACAAGAAAAAAGGUUUCACGUUGUUUUGGUGGGAGAGAUGUGCACUUUUCCCAAUAUGGUUUUAAAUGUUCUCUGGUGCAAGGUUUGUCCCCAGAUUUUAAACCAUUUUUAUGUUCAUUUCUGUUUUUACAUGUCGCCUCCACUGUAUUUUAUGUCUUUCCAUCCAAAAUUUGAAGUUAAUAUAUUUUAAACAGUGUCUCUUUCUGUUGAACUGCACAUCUCUGUUAUAAUUAAUACAACUAUUAACAAACCACUUUUCAUUUUGUGACAGUUGCUGGUGAUUUAUGAGCCAGUUUUUUUUUUUGUUUUUUUUUUAGACAAAUGUACACAUGAAUAAGUGAAGCUGUUUUUCUGCCAUCAUGUAAUAAUGCUUUGUUGCUACUGUUUCACUCCAAUUUUAAAUAAAGUUUUAUAAUUUCCAGUUGGCCUUAAAGCCUUUUCAAUAGACAUUGGUGCUAUUCUUCAAACGAGAAAGUGGUCAUCCAAUGUCCUAUUCUAAGGUCAUUUUUUCCAUUUUCAUGACUUAUUGCUAUACAGCGCACUAUUUCUCUUCAAUUACACCUUCAGCUGUCAAGUUGCAGAGAACAGUGUGCAUUUGAAAGCUACAAUAUUAUUUUAAGCACAAAAUGUGUAUGUCCGCAACGUGAGGUAAUAAAAUUGGAAUUGUCCACACAAAAACUCAAGGGCCCGCGAUGUAUACCUCAAACCAAGGACUAUCGGAUCACUAUGCAUUAAUCAAGCUGCAGCGAAGACGCUCUGAACUGGUGCGAAAACAUGUCUUACUUGACACUGUCACUGUCAUUUGGAUGUGUUUCAUGUCAAAUAAAAUAUGCUUUGUCAAA
Messenger RNA from Periophthalmus magnuspinnatus, 7560 nucleotides. RefSeq names its product disco-interacting protein 2 homolog Ba (gene dip2ba). Lineage: Eukaryota; Metazoa; Chordata; Actinopteri; Gobiiformes; Gobiidae. Bases 180 to 4901 code for a protein of 1573 amino acids. The transcript has 38 exons. The record is from RefSeq and is a predicted model, not a curated record.